AUGCAAAUCUCCCAAAAUUCAACCAGUCUCUUUCUUUCGUUUUCUAUUUCCCAUUUCCAAUUUUGGAAGAUCCUCUCCUCUUUUGAGAGUAUAUCAUUAUGUGAUGUCAGCCUAUCUGACUUCCACUUUUCUCUCUCGCUCUCUUUUGUUUCUUUCUUUAUUCUUACUGACCAAUUAUCUUCAUUCUCAUUUAUUCUCUAUUCAUCACUUAAUCGAAUCCGUUGCUUUUCUUUCUUUCUUUCUUUCUUUCUUUCUUCAUUCACCUUUUUUAUUUCCUUUCUUUCCACCUUUUUCUUUCUCUGUCUCUACCACUCUCUCAUCUUAUUCGUUAUCCAUCUUAACUCUCUUGCUGCAUUUUUCAAAAUGGAACCAUUACAACCACUUCUCUCUCGCGAUGUUAAUUACAGACAUUAUAAGCGCCGUGAUAAGGAGACUGAUAGACAUCGAUCAUGCCUUACAUCAGAAACAAAUAUGUUAUUUUUAUUUAGAUUCGAAAUUUUUCUUUUCGUCGACUGUGUCUCUCAGAGAUUUAUCGACGAAAGACACUUCAAUAUUUUAAUCAAAGCAGACGAAAUGGAAAAUGGAUUUCAGCAACGACACCGUUUCUCAACUUCCCACCACACCGAUUUUAUACGUGGUCUAGUUGACUGCCAAUUUCUUCUUCUUCUUCUUCUUCUUCUUCUUCUUCUUCUUCUUCUUCUUCUUCUUCUUCUUUUUCAUUUCUUCUUCUUCUUCUUCUUCUUCUUCUUCUUCUUCAAUGCUUCUUCUUCUUCAAUGCUUCUUCUUCUUCUUCUUCUUCUUCAAUGCUUCUUCUUCUUCUUCUUCUUCAAUGCUUCUUCUUCUUCUUCAAUGCUUCUUCUUCUUCAACCCUUCUUCCAUGUGUUGUAUUCCUUUAAGCCGUGA
Acanthosepion pharaonis is the source of this 903-nucleotide messenger RNA. The record is from the annotation of a GenBank genome assembly. Lineage: Eukaryota; Metazoa; Mollusca; Cephalopoda; Sepiida; Sepiidae.